This is a messenger RNA of Drosophila persimilis, 2117 nucleotides long. It is a transcript of the gene Non1, whose product is annotated as nucleolar GTP-binding protein 1. Gene Ontology annotation, cellular component: nucleolus. Gene Ontology annotation, molecular function: GTP binding; GTPase activity; RNA binding. The record is from RefSeq and is a predicted model, not a curated record. The transcript has 3 exons. Gene Ontology annotation, biological process: ribosomal large subunit biogenesis. Lineage: Eukaryota; Metazoa; Arthropoda; Insecta; Diptera; Drosophilidae. The coding region runs from base 37 to 1998 and encodes 653 amino acids.
UUUUUUACGCGUGGAAAAUAAAUAAAACCAUACAAAAUGAGUUUGUACAACUUUAAGAAGAUAAUGGUGGUUCCGCCAGCCAAGGACUUUAUCGACAUUAUGCUGUCGAAGACACAGCGCAAGACGCCCACUGUGGUCCAUAAGGGCUACAAAAUCUCGAGGAUUCGAGCGUUUUAUACGCGGAAGGUGAAGUACACGCAACAGAAUUUCCAUGACCGUCUGUCGCAGAUCAUACAGGACUUCCCCAAGCUGGACGAUGUGCAUCCCUUCUAUGCGGAUCUGAUGAACGUUCUGUACGACAAGGACCAUUACAAACUGGCUUUGGGCCAGCUCAACACAGCCAGGCAUUUGGUUGACACCGUGGCCAAGGACUAUGUGCGUCUGCUGAAGUACGGCGACUCGCUGUAUCGCUGCAAGCAGCUGAAGAAGGCUGCUCUUGGUCGCAUGGCCACCAUUCUGAAGCGUCAGGCGUCCAACCUCCAGUACCUGGAGCAGGUCCGUCAGCAUUUGUCGCGUAUGCCCACGAUUGAUCCCUACUCGCGGACGAUCAUCAUCUGCGGCUUCCCCAACGUGGGCAAGUCCUCGUUCAUCAACAAGAUCACACGCGCCGACGUCGAGGUGCAGCCGUAUGCGUUCACCACCAAGUCCCUGUACGUGGGCCACACAGACUACAAAUACCUGCGCUGGCAGGUGAUCGACACGCCCGGAAUUCUGGACCAUCCGCUCGAGGAGCGUAACGUCAUCGAGAUGCAGGCCAUUACGGCGCUAGCCCAUUUGAGGGCCUGUGUGCUGUACUUCAUGGACAUUUCGGAACAGUGCGGACACUCGCUGGAGGAGCAGGUGGCGCUGUUCGAAAGCAUCAAGCCCUUGUUCACCAACAAGCCCUUGAUUCUGGCCAUUAAUAAGGUCGACAUUCUGAUGCCAGAGGAUCUGCCCAAGGAGCGGCAGGAGAUAAUCACAAAGCUGCAGGAAGACAAGAACGUUCCGGUCAUACUGAUGUCCACUGUCCAAGAGACGGGCGUCAUGGAGGUCAAGACCGAGGCCUGCGAGCGUCUACUAUCCUAUCGUGUGGACCAGAAGAUGCGCACCAAGAAGGUGGACAACAUUCUCAAUCGCCUGCACGUGGCCAUGCCUGCGCCGCGCGACGAGAAGGUGCGAGCUCCCUGCAUUCCCGAGCAGGCUCUGACCCGCCUUGAAAAGAACGCCGAGAAGGCGGAGCGCAAGCGUAAGCUGGAGAAGGAGAUCGAAGAGGAGAUGGGCGACGACUACACGCUCGACCUGAAGAAGAACUACAGCGAGAUCCCCGAGGAGGAGCGCUACGAUGUGAUACCCGAGUUCUGGCAGGGUCGCAACAUUGCCGACUACAUCGAUCCCGACAUCUUCGAGAAGCUGGAGGAACUGGAGCGCGAGGAGGGCUUACGGGAGGAGAGCGGCAUCUACGCCGUACCAGACAUGUCCAUGGACGAGACCCUCAAGGAGAUCCGCGAAAUGGCCAAGCAGAUCCGCGGCAAGCGUUUCGAGCUGCGCGACGAGAAGCGUCUCACUGCCAGAAAGAACAAGCCGAUCAUCCCACGCAACAAGCAGCCCAAGGUUCGUGACCGUUCCGUCAACAAACUGGUGCAGACCAUGGAGGGCCUGGGCGUGGACAUGUCCGGCAGCAAGACAGCCAACUUUACCAAAUCUGUGGUGGAUCUGCGUCGCGGCGUUGUGGCCGUUGGCUCCAAGAAGAACCCCAAGGUGCCGCUGCUCGACAAGGAGGAAUCGGCGAUUGUCAAAUCGACCGGCCUGCCCCUGAAACGUGCUCCGACGCGCGACACCCUGGGCAUCAAGAACCUGGCUAUCCGCAAGAAGGCUCAGUUGAAGGCCAGACACGACAUUGCCAAGAAGGUCACCAAGGGAUGGGGACUCAAGGGCGAGGCAGAUCGCUUCAUUGGCACCAAGAAGCCGCGCCAUCUCUUUUCCGGCAAGCGUGGCACGGGCAAGACCGACCGUCGUUAAGCGAUUAUCCCAUUGCUGGAUGAUCCAGCCUGGCGUACAAACUCCUCUUCUGUAUAAACUAAUGAAUGUAUCGUAAUAAUCACGUAUCCUUCAAAUACACGAUUGUAUUUCCCCCAACA